Aphanomyces astaci is the source of this 714-nucleotide messenger RNA. RefSeq lists its product as hypothetical. The record is from RefSeq and is a predicted model, not a curated record. The transcript has 5 exons. The coding region runs from base 1 to 714 and encodes 237 amino acids. NCBI's taxonomy places the organism in Eukaryota, Oomycota, Saprolegniomycetes, Saprolegniales, Verrucalvaceae.
AUGACACAAGCACGUCGGAGUAAGAUCAGUCCUCAUAAAAAGCCAAGACGACGCUACUCGCACGCCGUAAAGCGCGACAUGAUCAUCAAGAUGCAAGACACCAGCUCAACCUCCAUCGGCCUCAAUGGAGCAGGCCGACCCGAAGAAAUUCCUGACACCGACGCACUGACCGCGUACAUGCUAGCGUACAUGCUAAACCUGCGCGAGGCUGAAGUACGCGCCGACGGCUCCAAGCUUCCAAUACUCUUCAUUAUGCGUGGCAUGCCUGGUGGCCUGAUUGAAAAGACUGAGUUCGAUGACUUUCCUAUUGGACACUUCUACGCCGUUCAGCAGCGCGCGUGGAUGGAUAGGCUGGAUGCAUUGUUGCCCCGAUUCCUCCGAAUGCGACCAGUGCCGUUCAGCCGCUUGAUGUUGGGCGAUGAUGACGAAGACAUUGACCUUAUGACGAUGUCUGCCCAGAUGAAGCGCUUGGCCAUGUUGAAAUUGGAGAUGGCAGACAAAGGCAAGAAGCGCAAGGCGAGCGAAAUCGUCGAGGAUGCCGACGACAGCGCGGAAGAGGCCGAAGCGCCGGCGCCACAAGUGGAGGUAGUGGACUUCACAGCCGAGUCGGACGACGAAAACGGAGUGGCGCCGACCGAGGAUGCAGCCGAGGAGGCGCAGCGCAUGGCCGACUGGGAGGCCGCGAAGCGCAAACGGAUGGGCCAGCUGGAGUAG